Molecule: messenger RNA, 2863 nt
Organism: Megalops cyprinoides (Indo-Pacific tarpon)
Lineage: Eukaryota; Metazoa; Chordata; Actinopteri; Elopiformes; Megalopidae
Gene: pak4
Product: p21 protein (Cdc42/Rac)-activated kinase 4
Exons: 10
Coding region: 333-2342 (669 amino acids)
Biological process (GO): intracellular signal transduction; regulation of MAPK cascade; protein phosphorylation
Cellular component (GO): cytoplasm
Molecular function (GO): protein serine/threonine kinase activity; ATP binding
Source: RefSeq, a predicted model, not a curated record
UGAAACUGCAGGAAUGCGAGUUAUACUAUUUCUCCGUCUCCAGCGCUGUAUCCUCAAGGAAAUGCAGUCGAAGUCCACCUUAUACAUCGCAUCGAAGUGACCUAACACCGUGUUAUCGGAAGGAUCCGCGUGUUAUCAGUAAUCGCUGGGGAAAUUACUUUUUUAUUGUUUUUCUUCGUCGCUUAUUGGGGAUUCGGUUCACUUUCAACACGAGGCUUUGCCCGGGAUGUUUUCGCUGUUCCUCGUUUGUUUUUAUGAGCGAUCUUGAAAUGAAACCAGGUGGACAACGGAGUUGCGCAAGAGCUGAGGUCUGAUGCCCGCCGGCCGCCGCCAUGUUCACUAAGAAGAAGAAGCAGCGCAUCCAGAUCUCGGCGCCCUCCAACUUCGAGCACCGCGUGCACACGGACUUCGACGAGCAGGAGCAGAAGUUCGUGGGGCUGCCGCGCCAAUGGCAGAGCCUGAUCGAGGACACGGCCAAGAGGCCCAAGCCCUUCAUAGACGCCACGGUCAUCACCACUGUGGAGCCGCGCAAGACGAUCGUGAGGGGCAGCAAGAUCGGGGUGGACGGCUCUCUCACCUGGCUGCUGGACGAGUUUGAGACCAUGUCGGUGACGCGCUCCAACUCCCUGCGGCGCGGCAGCCCCCCCAUCCAGCCCAGGCGCGACUCGGGUUCGUCCGUGGGGGGCCAGGAGAACGGCGAACCCCCCUACCGGCCGCACGGCCACCCGGACCGCCACGGAGACAGCAGGGAGAGAGAGCGGCCCAGACAGGAACACCCCGGAGCAGACCCCCGGCAGUCCCAGCGGCCGUCCACCCGCGACGACGCCCGCCCCCAGCAGCAGCCCCGGGGCCAGGAGCCCGGCCGCCACCGGGAUCGCCCCGGGGCCCCGCCCGCGCCCCCGCACAGAGACCGGGAGCCCCGCGGGCACGCCGACCAGGUGGUGCGCAGGGAGGGGGCCAGCGACAAGCGGCCCAAGUCCAGCUACACAGGCCGGGACGCCAGCCCCCAGUCCCCCCGCGACAAGAGGCCCCUGUCGGGUCCCAACAUCCGCACCCCCAACCUCCCCGUCACGGAGGGGGUGAUGAAGACGGCGCAGCAGACGGGCCGGCCCUUCAACACCUACCCCCGCACCGACAGUGACGGAGGCAGGAGCCCCAGCAGCCAGGAGCUGAAGCCCAGCAAAGCUCACGAAGCCCCGCCCCACAACGGACCCUCCAGCGGGCCGAGCUGGGCAGCGGUGGGCGGGGGCAAAGUGCCGCAGGGGCAGCCCAGGGGAGACCCCCACCCACACCACUCGUCUCACCCGGCCCUGGGCCCCGAGCCGCCGCAGCCCCACCCCCACCCGCACCCGCACCCCCAGCAGCACCAGCAGCCGCAGGGCCCCGUUCCCCGGCAGCCGGGGCCCCCGGCCCCCGGGCCGGGCCAGCAGGGCCGCUCCCCGCAGAGGGAGCCCCAGCGGGUGUCCCACGAGCAGUUCCGCGCCGCCCUGCAGAUGGUGGUGGACCCCGGCGACCCGCGCACCUACCUGGACCACUACAUCAAGAUCGGGGAGGGCUCCACGGGCAUCGUGUGCAUUGCCACCGUCAAGAGCACCGGCAAGCUGGUGGCCGUCAAGAAGAUGGACCUGCGCAAGCAGCAGCGCCGCGAGCUGCUCUUCAACGAGGUGGUGAUCAUGCGGGACUAUCACCAUGACAACGUGGUGGAGAUGUACAACAGCUACCUGGUAGGGGAUGAGCUGUGGGUUGUCAUGGAGUUCUUGGAGGGCGGGGCUCUGACCGACAUCGUGACACACACCAGGAUGAAUGAGGAGCAGAUCGCCACAGUGUGUCUGUCUGUCCUGAAGGCGCUGUCUGUCCUGCACACCCAGGGCGUCAUCCACAGGGACAUCAAGAGCGACUCCAUCCUGCUCACCCAAGACGGCAGGAUAAAGCUGUCAGACUUCGGCUUCUGUGCCCAGGUGUCCAAAGAAGUGCAGAGGCGCAAGUCUCUGGUGGGAACGCCCUAUUGGAUGGCACCGGAGCUGAUCUCCAGGCUGCCCUACGGACCAGAGGUGGACAUCUGGUCUCUGGGCAUCAUGGUCAUUGAGAUGGUGGAUGGGGAGCCCCCUUACUUCAACGAGCCCCCCCUCAAAGCCAUGAAGAUGAUCCGUGACAACCUGCCACCCAAGCUCAAGAACCUCCACAAGGUAUCUCCUCUUCUCAAGGGCUUCCUGGACCGAAUGCUGGUGCGAGACCCCGCCCAGAGAGCAACGGCCAAUGAGCUCCUGAAGCACCCCUUCCUGAGCAAGGCAGGCCCGCCCUCCUGCAUCGUGCCCCUCAUGAGGCAGAACCGAAUGAGAUGAGAGACAUCGUCAGCCAGAGCCACCCCCCCCACCCCUUUCCCCCCCCGACACCCAAGACGAAUGACGCGGUGAGGAGGGCAGACUCGUUAUGGACCCUCAGUGAAAUGACACUGCGGUCAUGCGCUCGUGAAAACCGGGGCACACCUCUUGGCAACCGAUUUACGUUUCCUCGUGUGGUCGAGCAUUUUAAGCCUAAGGCGGGCUGGAAGCUGCUUAGGAAAGGAGCAAAAAAAAAAAAGAUGAAAUUGUUGAAAUGCUCUGCCUUUUAUCCUUUUUUCCUUUUUCUUUUGUUUUUACUUGUCACUCGGGCACGGCCAUCGGGGAUGGACAACCACUGAACCCUCGAAAGGAAAGGAGGAGAGACCCUCCGGCAUCCUCAGAAAUAUCUUGUCUAUCCCUCUGUGGAGACUACACUACAUUUGGUAAUCUUUGAAAUCCAGGUGUGUUCCUGCCACUGGGUGGUGUAUUAAUUUCAGUGAAUUGCAAAUGGGACCACCCCUUGAAAUGUCCUACCGUUGACC